This is a messenger RNA of Pistacia vera, 2496 nucleotides long. RefSeq names its product wall-associated receptor kinase-like 22. Lineage: Eukaryota; Viridiplantae; Streptophyta; Magnoliopsida; Sapindales; Anacardiaceae. The record is from RefSeq and is a predicted model, not a curated record. Gene Ontology annotation, cellular component: plasma membrane. Gene Ontology annotation, molecular function: protein serine/threonine kinase activity; ATP binding; calcium ion binding. The transcript has 4 exons. Bases 109 to 2343 code for a protein of 744 amino acids. Gene Ontology annotation, biological process: cell surface receptor signaling pathway; protein phosphorylation.
ACCUCGUUUUAUAUCCUCGAAGUCAAUAGUUAAGAGUCAAAAUAGAGGAAGAAGGUGAAGCAAAUAAUUGAUCAGAAAAUAGAGGAAGAAGGUGUGAGAGACUGAAGAAUGAUUCUGCAGUUGCUGUUUCAGAUCAUCUUUCUAUCAUGGCCAAUGAUCUCGAGGACACAAGCACAAGCAUCAGUAAAGCCUGGUUGUCCAUCCAAAUGUGGAAACGUUACCAUUCCAUUUCCAUUUGGCAUACGAGAGGGUUGUUACAUUGAUGAUUGGUUUGCCAUAGACUGCGACUCUAGUAAUAAGCCAUUCAUCAAGAGAAUCCAAUACUUGGAGGUGCUUGAAAUUUUUCUAAACGGUACCAUGCGAGUAAAUCAUCCAGUAUUAAGCACUUGUUCUGACGAAAAUGAUUAUUUUACUUUGCCACAUGGUAACUUGCAUGCUGAAAGCCCUUUUGUCUUCUCUCAAAAAAGCAACAGAUUCACCGCCUUAGGUUGCAACAACAUUGCCUAUAUGAGAGUCUCUGAAUUUUCGAUUGUUGGUGGGUGCUUUUCUAUUUGUGACAAGAAGACCAAAACCGGAGAGAAUGGUUGUUACGGCAUAAACUGUUGCCAAACCAAAAUUCCUUCAUCUCUCAAGGUAUUUAACACAACUAUAAGUACCUUUAAUGAUGAAAGAAAUAGGAAGAAUAUUACUGAAUGCAGGUAUGCCUUUUUGGUGGACCAAAAUUGGUUUGAAAAGAAUCCUCAAAAUGUUGAAAAAAGGACACACGUUCCUGUGGUAUUGGACUGGGGGAUACUCAAUUCAUCGUUUAAUCUGUUUGCAACACAAAAACAGAAGGGAUACAAUUCAACAUCUAGUUGUCAAAUUUAUGCAAACAUUACCUCUUCUAUUGCGAACUCUUCUAGUACUCAGUUUCCAGUGGUUCAUUGUAACUGCAGAAAGGGCUACGAAGGAAAUCCUUAUCUUCUCAAAGGAUGUCAAGAUAUUGAUGAAUGCAGUUCCAACAAAACGUGUGGGAAUUUGUUUUGCGAAAACUUAGAUGGAACAUAUCGUUGUUUCACAUUACCCAGCAAAAGAUCUAAGAUUAACAUGGUGGCGUUAGGUUUUGGCACAGGCCUUGGAAGCGUUUUUCUACUUUUGGGGGCAUGGUGGUUAUGCAUCAUAAUAAAGAAAAGGAAGGAUAGCAAGCUUAAACAGAAGUUUUUCAAACAGAAUGGUGGUUUACUUUUACAACAACACUUAACUUCAUCAGAUGGCAGUGUUGAUAGUAGCAAACUGUUCAACUCAAAAGAAUUAGAAAAGGCCACGGACCAUUUUAAUGUGAAUAGAAUACUUGGUGAGGGAGGUCAAGGCACGGUAUAUAAAGGAAUGUUAUCAGAUGGAAGAAUAGUUGCUGUAAAGAAGUUUAAGGUAGUUGAUGAAAGGAAGGUUCAUGAAUUCGUUAACGAGGUUGCCAUUCUUUCCCAAAUCAACCAUAGAAAUGUGGUUAAACUAUUGGGAUGUUGUUUGGAGACUGAGGUUCCUUUAUUAGUAUACGAAUUCAUCCCUAAUGGAACCCUUUUUCAAUAUCUUUAUCAUCAAAAUGAAGAACUUUCACUCACAUGGGGUAUGCGUUUGCGAAUUGCAGUAGAAGUUGAAGGAGCUGUUUCUUAUUUGCACUCGGCAGCUUCCUUACCAAUUUAUCAUCGAGACAUAAAAUCAACCAAUAUUCUAUUGGAUGAAAAGUUCAAAGCAAAAGUAGCAGACUUUGGGACUUCAAAAUCAAUUUCUAUUGAUCAAACUCAUGUGACAACAAAAGUACAGGGAACUUUUGGGUACUUGGACCCAGAGUUUUUUCAAUCAGGUCAAUUCACAGAUAAAAGUGAUGUUUAUAGUUUUAGAGUAGUUCUUGUUGAGCUUUUGACCGGACAGAAGCCAACAUCGUCAAUGAGAUCAAAAGAACGCGGAAGUUUGAUUGCAUAUUUCAUUACUUGUGUGGAGCAGAACUGUCUAAAUAAUAUUAUAGAUGCACAAGUACUAAGCCAAGGCAGGAAAGAGGAGAUCGUUGCAGUUGCUAACCUUGCGAAAAGAUGUUUGAACCUAAAUGGGAAGAAAAGACCUACAAUGAAAGAAGUAUCGAUGGAGUUGGAAGGAAUUCAAGCAUGGCAAAAAGAAGUUGCGGUUGAGUUGGAAGGAGUUCAAGCAUCACAAAAAGAUGAUGGUAUGCAGCAAACUUAUCAAGAGAUUAAGUAUGACAAUACCGAAGUAUUUGAGAUUGCGGGUUGGGAUGUUGGUUCUUCUUCUACAUCUACUUUUGAACGUGUAGGUUCAUCAUCGGUAGACGUUCAACCACUAUUAACUAGCUAGCACACCAUAAUAUGUAAAUUUGUGUAUUGCAGUGCCUAUUAUACUUUCUGGUCAUGUUGUGAAACAAUUUAGGCCUUAUGUUGUAUUAUGAUACCACUUAAUUUCAAUAAUCGUUCAAGACUUGCCAUCUUUUGUGUAUUCAUUCUUUUUCUU